AGAAGAAGAAGAAGAAGAAGAAGAAGAAGAAGAGUGUUGCCAAGUCCGCGGUUUUCUCGCGGAUUAGCCUACUUUAACGCUGUUGCCGCUGGUUGAAGCGAACCCAGUAACGUCAUAUUUAACCAAUGGAAUUCGAAUUAACCAGGGUAACCCCGACAAAAAAAAACAAAAAAACAAACAAUAACAAAAAACUAAACCAAACAACAACGUAUAGUUUACACAUUGGAACCCCCGCCCCCGGCCAAAACGCGAUUGGGCUAGUUUUAGGCUAGUUUUGGGCUAGUUUUAAGUAGCAAUUGGGCGGGUUUUGUUGUAAAGAUCCUGGCAACCCUUGUGAUAAACCUGUUUCGAAGAGAAGAGGAAUAGACCGCACAAUUGGGGACAUCUUUCUCAAAUAAACACGGAGGUGAUCCAUCUGUCGGGACAUGGCUCGGGAUUUCAAACCUGGUGAUCUGAUUUUUGCUAAAAUGAAGGGUUAUCCCCACUGGCCUGCAAGGAUUGACGAGAUUCCAUAUGGAGCUGUCAAACCAUCAAAUAUAAAGUUUCCUAUCUUCUUUUUUGGCACUCAUGAAACAGCAUUCUUGGGUCCAAAAGACAUCUUUCCAUAUUUGCCUAAUAAAGACAAAUAUGGCAAACCUAACAAAAGGAAGGGGUUUAAUGAAGGCUUGUGGGAAAUUGAAAAUAACCCUAAAGUGGAGCUUAACGGACAUAAGAUAAUGAAUACUGGAGCAGUUCCUGUCAAGGACUUAAACAGCAGUCAAGAGGGGGAUGAUGAGAAGAGGAGAAAGUCUGCUCAAGUGGCUGGCAGUGAUGAGGAGGAGGGGGAGAAAAAUGAAUGUGGUGACAUGGAGGUUUCUGAUCAGGGACAUUUGAAAGAUGAAAUGGCAACUCAAAUGGCCUCCACAGUCACCAGAUCUCAAUGUGGGGGAAUGAGAGAUUCUAAAAGUGGACGUGCAGCUGUAGUCCACAUUCCAAAUUUUUUCACAGACAUGAAAAUAUAUUAAAAAAAUGUUAUUAGUAACCUUUGAUUCAUCACAAUUGUGACAGACAUUAUUAUUAUUAUUUGAAAAGUGUGUGAAAAAUUGUUUUAUGGUCUGUCACAAUUGUGAUGGGUGGGAUAAUGUGUAUAAUAACUUUUUUUGUCAUUAAAAUUGUAAUAUCUUAGCCCAGCUAUUUUAAACUGUCUGAUCACAUUCUAAGGUUACUAUUAUGCAUUAAAAACCCUUAUAUAUUUUUUUAUUAUAGGUAGGUUUCCUAAAAAUGUAUAAUUUUGAUCAAAAAGUUGAGAAAAAUCACAUUUUCUAUCAAAAACUACAUCUGGCUACGAUUUUCAAAGCAUAAAUCCUGUAUUUGCAUUAUUUUUCAUAUACAUCUGUUUACAUCAGAGAGUGCUCGUUUCUCCAUCCUGUUUGCGGGGAAGUCGUGGCCUAAUGGUUAGAGGGUUGGACUCC
Molecule: messenger RNA, 1451 nt
Organism: Carassius auratus (goldfish)
Lineage: Eukaryota; Metazoa; Chordata; Actinopteri; Cypriniformes; Cyprinidae
Product: PC4 and SFRS1-interacting protein-like
Exons: 7
Coding region: 426-1004 (192 amino acids)
Source: RefSeq, a predicted model, not a curated record